UUGAUUUGACGAAAUGAAAUAAUCGGAUAUGCUCCUCGACUCGGUUCAGGUACACCUCGGCUAUGAUUUUCUAGAUGCAGGUAAGGUUCCUUCACGAGAGCACAAUUGCUUAUGAGUAGUGAGGUGAGAAAAUGCUGUGGAAAAACAAUGUAACCAAACUGUAACACUAAAUAUAUAUUAUAAAUCAAUUUAGUGUUAUUUCACAAAAAUAUGAGAAUAUAACAAAAAUUUUCACUUACAAUCAAUAAUGUUAGCGCCGAGCUAAAGCUCUGGGGAGUAUCGGCAGUGUUCGCCAAUUGUGAUACACGCCUCCUUUGUGUUUCUAUCUCACUCGUACAAGCCUGCAACAGACAGAGAAACGACUUGCUAUAUAAUCGCUUUUCUCAGUGGAAAAUCAUCAUUCACGUUAGAGAGCUAUUAGUACGCGCUUCUCGACACCAUGGACAAGUCACACCGUGCAUCCUCAUCCUCAUUCUUAUUACCAGACAGCCCGCCUCCGGAGAGGGAGCUGAACUACUGGGAACAGCAGAAGCAGCAGAAAAGCCUCAGCUCAGCUGCCACCUAUGCUGCUACAGCUGCUGCCUCCACCUCUGGCACCUCCUCAGAUCCCUUGAAGAAACAAGGGAUCUUCGUCCAAGAUGAGGAUUCCAGCAUCAUCAUCCCAGACAGCAGCCCUCUCCCGCAAGCUACUUGGGCACCACGCCGAGCGGCCCUCACAUCGGUACCCGCCCCCAAGCAGUCAGUUAAGCGGGGGUUGUUUGUCGACGACGAUGAGGAGCCCGGCGUCCUCACUCAAUCAAAGAAACGUGUGGUGGAUGAGGACAGCUCCAUAACGCCUCUUUUGCGGGAGGAGGAGGAGGAAGCGGAGAACGAGAUGGAGACGGAGGAGUUGCUUGCGAUUAUUAAUCGGACAGAGAAACCGUGGACGCCUCUCCGGCAGUUGGUGGAGAACACGCCGUACCCCAUCGUGGCGGUACGCCAGAUUACCAACCAACAUGGUCGGCGCAUAAUAUUAAAAGUCCAUUUGACAGCUUCACGACUGACGGACAUAUACAUGCCGGAGAGGUACACCCAGGGUUUGACCUCUAAAGACGUCGAUCAUUUCGACAAAAAUUGCAAAAAUCUUUGUCUCUUUGUGAAGCAUGUUAAUGCUUUUUUAACUGACAUAAAUAUUGUCAAGUGCAAAAUUAGCAAAUUUGGCAUUUGA
Nilaparvata lugens (brown planthopper) is the source of this 1207-nucleotide messenger RNA. RefSeq lists its product as uncharacterized. Bases 440 to 1207 code for a protein of 255 amino acids. The record is from RefSeq and is a predicted model, not a curated record. NCBI's taxonomy places the organism in Eukaryota, Metazoa, Arthropoda, Insecta, Hemiptera, Delphacidae. The transcript is spliced from 2 exons.